Molecule: messenger RNA, 5503 nt
Organism: Neofelis nebulosa (Clouded leopard)
Lineage: Eukaryota; Metazoa; Chordata; Mammalia; Carnivora; Felidae
Gene: THSD1
Product: thrombospondin type 1 domain containing 1
Exons: 3
Coding region: 2853-5246 (797 amino acids)
Cellular component (GO): cell periphery; cell surface
Source: RefSeq, a predicted model, not a curated record
GUGGGGGUGGGGGGUCGGGCAAUACCCCUUGGACCCUGCCCGCCCCGCCCUCCCCGCCGGCUCGCAGCGCAGGUGGAGGUGCAGUUGCAGCUCCCUCCGCCGCUGGGUGCUCAGCCUCCGCCCCAGGGGAUACUCUGUGGAAAGUGUCCGUCUGCGCGUCUCGGAGUCCCGGCUCUCUUGGCACAGGUGUUGGCGAGAGACCCAGGCUGGCUGCAGACUGGUGUUGAGUCCGAUGGGUUGGGACCCUUGAAAGAUAGCGUCUUGGGGGUGCUCCGCGUUUCUGAACAAGUUUGUCUAUUUCCAGAAAGAAAUCUUUUCUGGGGUACACGCUGUAUGAGAUUUCAGCAUUUCAGAACGGUCCUCAUUUUAAUGGAGCUCUGUGCUGACAACUUGGGCAGGGCUAGAUUUCCAGGCAUGAACUUGACUUGCGGGCCUUUGGGGAACUGGAGAUGUGGGGAGCGCACAGCCUCCUAGGGAAGCUGCGUCCAGUCCGUGGGACCAGGGCAGAGCCCGCUGCACUGAGUGUAUAAAUAAUGCCUGUUUACACAGGCUGCUUUGGAACUAGGGAUUUCCGGUUAAUAAAUAUUAUUAGAUGGAUGCACACGAGCGUGUGCCUGUUUGUCAGAAGGGAUAGAGUCACUUUGCUUCUUUUUGUUUUCCCUUUAAUUCUUUGAUAAAUCAUUGGUCCUAGUAGAGUUUAGGUUAAUUCCUUUUCUUUUUCCGCAGCAAUGAAGACACCGUAGGAAUCAAUCUUAACUGGUUUCAGCAAAAACAGGGGAUCUGAGCUUGGCGUGAUGCCAUUAGCCACUGAAAAUAUUCACUACUUCUCCCUACCCUCUAGCUGAUGCAUUUGGAAGUUUUCUGUAAAUGUUUAUGUCUGAAUGCUAUAUAGAAGUGUUUUUAAAUGUGUGUAAAAUAGACGUAAGUUUUUAUUUUCUCAAAAUGAUUCUCAAGCCAAACAUUGUAAAAGUAGACAGUCUUGGUAUUGGGAACAACAUGUUGGAAGACAAUAAGCAAACAAAGUAAAAAGAGAGAGAGAAAGGAAGGAAUCUUAUUUAAAAAAAAAAAAUGUGCUUUUUACCCAGCGUUCCAUUCCAUUGUGGGGUGCUCUCUUAAGGUCUUCAAAUUAGUGAAUGGGAUAGUAAAACUUAAGCACUUAUUUUCAAAAGCUUAAGAACAUUUUAAAAAUCCUUAUGAUUUUUAGGUAGGCUUAUUUUUCCAUUUCCAUUCAGUUCUAAAUACAGAUUAUCACACUAUUCUGUGUUUUACUCAUCAUUUUUAUAAGAAGGAAAAUGUGUUACAAUCACAUCAGUUGCGAUUAGGAGCUUCUUUAAAAAAUGGUUAUCAUGGAAAAUCAAGCAAUUUGGGAGGAGCCCAUUCAACUUUUGGGAGCCAGGGAUCCUUGCCCCUCCUUACUGUGGUUACUUGAGUAUCAGUAAUUCAAAAGGAAGCGUUUUAUUGCCUUAAGUGCCCAAACUUGCCUGGGGGAUACGGUGAUGUUCACCUGCUGUCUUCCACCCUGUUUCCCAGUCCAGGUUCAAGGAAAAGAUUGGGUCAAAUCUAUGCCUAAUUCCAGCAAAGUGGAAUUUUCUUUUUAUGUUGGGGAGGGGAGUGGCCCUUAAUCAUCUGCCUAAUUACACUUCAAAUCUCUGCUUCCCUUUGAGGAAGUACAGUGUUUCCUUUGUUCAACCAACUCCUACUGAAAGAAAGCUAAUAGAGACAAAUCAGUUCCCCCCCCUUGAUUUUUUUUUUUAUUAUUUCAACAGGCCUUUUAAUUCCAUUAAUUUCUGUUUUUUCUGAAGAGAUGUACAUAUAUAUUUGGAAUAUAGUAUAUUAUUAAAGUAGACUAACUGUGGAUAAUGGGGAAAUGUAAACAUUAAGAAAAGACCUGGUUGAUUAUGCUUACUAGCCCAUAGUUUAGUAGAUUUCAAUUGAAAAAAAUUGACAAGGGCCCUGAAUCUUAUUCUACAGUCUAGUCUAUUUAUAGACAAAAGUGCCCCCUCCCACAAAUCGUUCUGAAGCACAGGCCAGCAAGGUAUUUCCUACCCUCCUAGGUGGUCUGGCAAGACUGCUGCAUGAUAUCAUCUGCCUUCUGAUGCAUUACUGACAGCAACAAGUAUUGGGAAACUGACAGAAGAUGAUAAUUGUUAUUUAUCUGUUUUCUCUUGAGAGUACCCUAAACAAUGGAAGUCAGUGUCACAGGGAGUUCACAUUUAAAUGCAACACUCUGAGUAUCUUUUUAAAAGGCUUGAUAGUUUUGAUAUAGCUCCUAGGCAUUAAGAAAUGAAGCAAUCCAGAUAACGUGCAGGAAAGACAGUGGUUGUAAGUCCAUUUGUAGAAGCGAGCCCGGUCCAUGCAGCACAGUGCAAAAUGAAAAUUUGGCAAAAUUUUAGCAAAUUGAUUGGCGUGAAAUGCCAAACAGAUAAAUAGGUGAAAGUGUGUUAUCCAGACUGGCUCUUAACUUUGAUGAAAUUCAGCACAUAAACUCUCCACUUAAGCACGCGUUACAAAGAUGAGAGACUUGGUGUUUUGCAAAAAUAAGCUUGGUGUUGCACACACCUGAAUGUGCUUAACAGGUGAGCUGUAAUGGAACCAAAGGGACGUACAAGCACAAAUCAUUUCCCCGGGGAAAGUUAAUGACCUCCCUAUUUUCAGUGGCACCCAUGAAGUUUGACUUCUCAGAAUGGUUUUGCCAUUUCAUGAUUACUAUUUUGUGAAUCACGUUGAACAGAGGCAUCAUUUUUUGAGAUUCUAAUUUCAGGUGUUUUUGAAAAAAAACAACACAAAAAAACACAGUUUGGAUGUGAGAAAGGACAUGAGGAGACCAAAGACCUGGGAUUUUGCUGAUCAGAAUGAAACAAAUGUUGAAAGACUUUUCAAAUCUACUCUUGGUGGUACUUUGUGACUAUGUUCUUGCAGAAGCUGAAUACCUCCUCUUGGGAAAGCCUGGCCAUGUAGCACUAAGCAACAAUACAGUAUCGGUGGGUUUCCAGUAUGUCAGUGGGGCUAAUGGGAUGCUGAGGAAUGUAUCUAUCCUGUUGUUGGAGGCCAACACCAAUCAGACUGUUACCACCAAAUACCUCCUGACCAACCAGUCCCAGGGAACACUGGAGUUCGAAUGCUUCUACUUCAAGGAGGCGGGGGACUACUGGUUCACCAUGACUCCAGAAGCGGCAGACAACAGCACUCCAGUCCACCUGUGGGAGCAAAGUGCCUUUCUCAAGGUGGAAUGGCCUGUCUUUCAUGUUGACCUGAAUAGGACAUCCAGGGCAGCGGAAGGCACCUUCCAGGUGGGCCUUUUUACCAGUCAACCACUGUGCUCAUUCCCUGCGGACCAACCUGACAUCUUGGUGGAUGUCAUCUUUACCAACAGUCUUCCCGAGGCAAGAACGAGUCCAGGACAGCCGCUGGAGAUAAGAACCAGCAAGAGGACACAACUCUCUCAAGGUCAGUGGGUUGAGUUUGGCUGUGCACCCGUGGGGCCGGAAGCCUACGUCACUGUGGUGCUGAAGCUUCUCGGCCAAGACUCGGUCAUUACCUCCACGGGACCCAUUGACCUGGCCCAGAAAUUUGGAUACAAACUGGUGACGGUGCCGGAACUCACGUGUGAGUCUGCAGUGGAGGUGAUGGUGCUGCCUCCCCCGUGCGUCUUCGUCCAGGGAGUGAUCGGGGUCUUCAAGGAGGCCCCCAGACGCCCUGGGGAAGGGACCAUUCGGCUGGCUGAAAACAGCCUGACCUUGGGAGAGAGGAGAACAGUAUUCAACUGCACUUUAUUUGACAUGGGGAGGAAUAAAUACUGCUUUGACUUUGGCGUUUCAAGCAGAAGCCAUUUUUCCACAAAGGAGAGGGAGUGCAUGCUAAUCCAGAGAAACAUAGCUUUCCAGCCAUCCAGUGCAUCCCCUCUUCAGCCCCAGGGUCCGGUGAAGUCCAACAACAUCGUGACCGUCACUGGGAUUUCCCUGUGCUUGUUCAUCAUCCUCGCCACCGUCCUCAUCACGCUGUGGCGGAAGUUCGGCCGCACCCCGAAGUGCCGCACGCCGGCUCGACACAACUCCAUCCACUCCCCCAGCUUCCGGAAGAACUCGGACGAGGAGAACAUCUGCGAGCUGAGCGAGCAGCGCGGCAGCUUCUCGGACGGGGGCGACGGGCCCGCGGGGGGCCCGGGGGACGCGGGCAUCCCCCUGACCUACAGGCGCAGUGUGCCCGCGGCUCCCGAGGACGACGCCUCUGGCAGCGAGAGCGUGCAGUCCAACGCCCAGAAGAUCAUCCCCCCGCUGUUCAGCUACCGCCUGGCCCAGCAGCAGCUGAAGGAGAUGAAGAAGAAGGGCCUGACGGAAACCACCAAGGUGUACCACGUGUCUCAGAGUCCCCUGACAGACACGGCCAUCGACGCCGCCGCCGUGCCCCCCUUAGACAUAGAAAGCCCAGACGAAGCCGCGGCAAACAAGUUCCGGAUCAAAUCCCCGUUUCUGGAGCAGCCGGCGGGCGGGGCCGCGGCCAGGCCCCCCUCCAGGCCCGACCACCCGGCGUGUCAGGCCAGUUGCGCCGUCAGCCCCAGCCAGACGGUGAUCCGCAAGUCAGCCACGAGGCACGUGGGCGGCAGAGGGGCGCUGCCGGAGAGGAGCCACCCCAGGGGCUCCCACUUCAGGAGGACCGCUAGUUUUCACGAAGCCAAGCAGGCCCGGCCGUUCCGGGAGAGGAGCAUGUCCACCCUGACUCCACGCCAGGCCCCGGCCUACAGUUCUAGGACGCGGACCUGGGACCAGGCGGAAGACAGAUUUCGGCCUCACAGUCGAGGCGCCGCCCCGUUUCCCGAGAAACCGGAAGGGGCGGGUGCGACCAGAGGUCCAUUGAGCCCUGCCCCUAAAUCCUACACCCUGGGGCAGCCCGUGAGGAAACCAGACCUGGGGGACAGCCAGGCAAGCUUCGUGGUAGGAGGUGAGAGAACAGAGCCUCACAGAUCUCGGAGGGGACCGUCCCCCAGUCACAGGAGUGCCUCAAGGAAGCAGCCUUCCCCCACUGCCCCCAAAGACAGCUACCAGAGGGUCAGCCCCCUGAGCCCUUCUCAGGGUAGAAGAGACAAGUGUCAGAGUUUCCCAGCCCACCCUGAGUUUGCCUUCUAUGAUAAUACGUCAUUUGGCCUCACGGAGGCUGAGCAGAGGAUGCUGGACCUCCCGGGCUAUUUUGGGUCAAAUGAGGAGGAUGAAACCACAAGUACUCUCAGUGUGGAGAAGUUAGUCAUCUAGACCCACAUCAGCCUGAGACUUCAUACAGCUGGGGUCCUUUGCCCAGCUCCUGGUAUCAGCUGCUCACAGAGCUCUAUGGACUGUUUUGUAUAGCUGUCUGUACAUCAGGAUUGGGUGGGGAGGGAAUAACUCAAGUGUGUGCAUGUGUUUUCAUUCAUAAGGAAGAAGUUACUUAUCUUGAACGUUUCCCUUUGUUAUCCUAGUUCUAUUGGUUUAUUACUAAUAACCACAAUAAUAAAAUUUAAACAAGAGUGAAA